AUGUCAGACUCGCCUCUUGCUGCGAUAUCUGAGUCGACAUCCGCUAACGAAAGCAGAAUACGAUCUGCAAAGCGGAAACUCGACGAUGCUUUCCAAAUCAUUGACAAUGCUGUCGCCAGGGGCCAAAGGACUCAGGACGCGUCGGAACGGCCCCCUCCACCAAAGAGAGCGAAUACGAUACGUUCUCUCUACUCAACCUUGAAGAAGUAUGGCAUUAAAGCAAACGAGACAACAGGUUCAAGAACAACCUCUAUUGCUCUUCCAUCUGGAAAACACACUCCUCAUUUAAGUGCCAUCCUAUCAAGAGCCGCCUCGAGGACUAAGAGCACAUUUACGUUCAAGUCUUCAGCUCAAUCCUCAACAACACUUGGCCCCCUUCUUCCACCAACAGCAGAAUACCGACCAUCUUCGCUUCCUUCCUUUCUUUCACGACUUGCUACGUACAAGUUAACGUCGUACUCUAACAAGCCUGCUUCAAUUGAUGCUGUGGCUGCAUCCAAGUGCGGUUGGAUAAAUGACGGGAAAGAUCGCUUAGUCUGUGGCUUGUGCAAUGCCUCAUGGGUUGUUUCCGGAAGAGAAGGUCUGAAUCGCGAUGCUGCGAACGCUCUAAUCGAGAAGCAACGCGUGUCCUUGGUGGAAACCCAUAAGAACGGCUGCCCUUGGAAAACGCGUCAGUGCGACGAUUCCAUCUAUUGCAUACCUCUCCAAUCUUCAGGCAUGACAAUACGAAAUAUCAACAGUCGUGCAGUCAUAAUGAACUCUGUGGUCCAGGAUAUUCUUGUAAAACACCCCCUGUAA
Molecule: messenger RNA, 798 nt
Organism: Cyclocybe aegerita
Lineage: Eukaryota; Fungi; Basidiomycota; Agaricomycetes; Agaricales; Hemipholiotaceae
Source: the annotation of a GenBank genome assembly